ACCCAAACCCAAACCCAAACUCAAACCCAAACUCAAUACCCAAACCCAAACCCAAACCCAAACUCAUAUACCCAAACCCAAACCCAAACUCAAACUCAUAUACCCAAACCCAAACCCAAACCCAAACUCAAUACCCAAACCCAAACUCCCAAACGGUUUGGGUUUGAGUUUGGGUUUGGUGCAUGCCUAGUUGGAACAGAACCACAUUCAGCACAAUUCCAUUCAAUUUGUGGAGAAAACAUAAUUCAAGUGUACUAUGUACUUGUUAUCGAUAGAAAGUGUGCUAGAGAAAACGAAGGAAGGCAAGUGAAACAAAUCACAGCUAGAACAAGAAUGACUUGACUUGAAUAUAUCGCUAGAAUAGAAUGGAUAAAAAUAUAUACCGACCACAAGAUGUAAACACAUACGAUGUGAAGCACGUGUAGUACAAUAAAUCCAAAAAUGUACUUAUUGAUUCUCAUUUCUAGCGAUGUAUAAAUUUCAAAUAGUGACAGAUCAAUAGCAUUAUACAUGUAGCAUAACCGGUAAAAAAAUUAGAUUUUUCUACUGCGUAGAUGAAUAAAUGGACCAUCGGGUAUCCUUCAAGUUGGGCACUCCCUAUGUGAGGGUGUGGGUGUGGGUGUGGGUAUGGGGUAGAUGUGAGUGUGGACGUGUGUGGGUGUGUAUUGGCGUGUGACUAGGCAGAGAUUUGCGUCCACACACUCACACCCACACCCACACCCACAAUGGAUCUAUGAUCAAUAUUCUGUUCGUAUACAAAUAUUUAUUGAUUUAGCAAUAAAAACUGAUGAAAUUUAUCAUGUUGGUUAUAAAUUAAUGAAAAUUCUUAGUGAUAAUCUGUCUCAACAAGGUUAUAGUGGAUGUCAUGCUUUAUUAGAUGAAAGAAAUGUUUGUUUACAUAAAUUUUAUUUAUAUCUUGGGUUUACUGAUAUAGCAAAUAUUGAUCAAAAUGAUCAUAUGAUUCUUCUUGCAGAAAAUUUUAAAAUUAUUAAUUAUUUCUUUAUCUUCUUUCUUUUUGAAAAAAAGAUUUUUAAUUAA
Rotaria sp. Silwood2 is the source of this 1038-nucleotide messenger RNA. The record is from the annotation of a GenBank genome assembly. Lineage: Eukaryota; Metazoa; Rotifera; Eurotatoria; Philodinida; Philodinidae.